Messenger RNA from Cryphonectria parasitica EP155, 2438 nucleotides. Its product is annotated as NADH-ubiquinone oxidoreductase 78 kDa subunit mitochondrial precursor. Gene Ontology annotation, cellular component: membrane. NCBI's taxonomy places the organism in Eukaryota, Fungi, Ascomycota, Sordariomycetes, Diaporthales, Cryphonectriaceae. Gene Ontology annotation, biological process: ATP synthesis coupled electron transport. The record is from RefSeq and is a predicted model, not a curated record. The transcript is spliced from 7 exons. Bases 56 to 2287 code for a protein of 743 amino acids. Gene Ontology annotation, molecular function: iron-sulfur cluster binding; NADH dehydrogenase (ubiquinone) activity.
CUUUCUUCCUCCUCCUUCUGCCUUCCCCUUUUUCUGUCUCCGUCGGGGCGACACGAUGCUGCGACAGACUCUAGCACGUUCGGCUUGGCGGAACGGCAGGCGACCGGUGGCCAGCGCCGCCAGAGCUUUCUCUGCGACAACUCAACGACCUGCUGAGGUCGAGCUCACAAUUGAUGGAAAGAAAGUCUCCAUAGAAGCCGGCUCGGCUCUUAUCCAAGCAUGCGAGAAGGCUGGAUCGACCGUUCCAAGGUAUUGUUAUCACGAGAAGUUGAUGAUUGCGGGAAAUUGUCGUAUGUGCCUGGUUGAAGUCGAGAGAGCACCAAAGCCCGUCGCGUCAUGCGCAUGGCCAGUAGCACCCGGAAUGGUCGUCAAGACCAACUCACCGCUUGCCCACAAAGCCCGAGAAGGUGUGAUGGAGUUCCUGCUGGCCAACCACCCCCUCGACUGCCCCAUCUGCGACCAAGGUGGCGAGUGUGACCUUCAGGACCAGUCGAUGCGAUACGGAGCGGACCGCGGACGAUUUCACGAGAUUGGGGGGAAGCGUGGUGUGGAGGAUAAGAAUAUCGGCCCGUUGGUCAAGACAUCCAUGAACCGAUGCAUCCACUGCACGAGAUGCAUCCGGUUCGCAAACGAUAUCGCCGGAGCACCUGAGAUGGGCUCAACGGGCCGUGGCAACGAUAUCCAGAUCGGUACAUAUCUGGAGAAGAACCUCGACACCGAGCUUUCCGGCAACGUCAUCGACCUCUGCCCCGUCGGAGCUCUCACUUCCAAGCCGUAUGCCUUCCGUGCAAGACCCUGGGAGCUGAAGAAGACGGAAUCGAUUGAUGUUCUGGACGGACUUGGCUCCAACAUCCGGGUUGACGCCCGUGGCCUCGAGGUCAUGCGUGUCAUUCCCCGGCUGAACGACGAUGUCAAUGAGGAAUGGAUCAACGAUAAAACCCGGUUUGCAUGCGACGGCCUGAAGACACAGCGGCUCACUCUGCCUCUCAUACGCCGAGAUGGCAAGUUUGAGCCUGCAGACUGGGAGCAGGCCCUCACAGAGAUCGCCCAAGCUUGGGAGAAGAAGGCGCCGAAAGGCAACGAGUUCAAGGUCGUCGCUGGUGAGCUGGUGGAUGUAGAGUCCAUGGUCGCCAUUAAGGAGCUUGCCAACAAGCUCGGCUCCGAGAACCUUGCUCUCGACAUGCCUUCUGGUAGCCAACCUGUCGCUCAUGGUGUCGACGUACGGUCCAACUACUUGUUCAACUCUCGGAUUUGGGGCAUCGAGGAGGCCGACGCGAUUCUGAUCGUGGGUAGCAACCCCAGACACGAAGCCGCCGUGCUGAAUGCACGCAUCCGGAAGCAGUGGCUCCGGUCAGAUCUCGAGGUCGGCCUGGUCGGUGAGACUUUCGACUCCACCUUCGAGUUUGAGCACUUGGGCACCGACCUGGCUGCUCUGAAGAAGGCCCUGUCUGGGUCCUUUGGCAAGAAGCUCUCGUCUGCAAAGAAGCCCAUGGUCAUUGUGGGCUCUGGCGUGACGGAUCAUGCCGAUGCCAAGGCAUUCUAUGAGACCAUUGGCGCCUUUGUCGACAAGAAUGCAGCCAAUUUCAUCACCGAGGAGUGGAAUGGUUACAAUGUUCUCCAGAGGGCAGCAUCUCGAGCUGGCGCAUUUGAGGUCGGCUUCGUCACACCAUCCGCGGAGGUCGCCGAGACGACUCCCAAGUUCAUCUGGCUGCUUGGCGCGGACGAGAUUAACGAGGCCGACAUACCGAAGGACGCUUUCGUCGUUUACCAGGGUCACCAUGGUGACAAGGGCGCGCAGAUUGCCGACGUCGUCCUACCGGGUGCUGCGUACACGGAGAAGAACGCGACCUAUGUCAACACCGAAGGCCGUGUCCAGAUGACAAGGGCCGCAACAGGACUCCCUGGUGCUGCUCGUACCGACUGGAAGAUCAUCCGGGCAGCAAGCGAGUUCCUCGGAGCUCCUCUGCCCUAUGAUGACGUUGCUGCUCUGCGCGACAGAAUGGUCGAGAUUAGCCCUGCCCUUGCAGCCUACGAUGUUGUCGAGCCCGUUGCCCUUCAGCAGCUCAGCAAGGUGCAACUCGUCGAACAGAACAAGGGUGCCAAGACCACUGGAGCACCUCUGAAGCUCCCUAUUGAGAACUUUUAUUUCACAGACGCCAUCUCGAGAAGUUCGCCAACAAUGGCCCGUUGCUCAGCAGCUAAGGCAACUGGAGAUCCCCGUACGAACUUCAUGGCUCCAGGUAUCGAGGAAGAUAAACCCAUGGGACAGGUUGCGUAUGGUGCAUAGUGAUUAGCUGGGCUGUAAUAAACGGUAAAAAUCACCUGGCUUCCUGGGGCUUCUUUUUCCGUUGUGGUUGCGGGCAUGCUAGCAGGUUUUGUUGUACAUAUGUAGGAGUCAAGGGUCGCUACGAAGACAAAAUACAUCAAUUUUGCAAGAG